Molecule: messenger RNA, 3483 nt
Organism: Botrytis cinerea B05.10
Lineage: Eukaryota; Fungi; Ascomycota; Leotiomycetes; Helotiales; Sclerotiniaceae
Exons: 2
Coding region: 879-1499 (206 amino acids)
Source: RefSeq, a predicted model, not a curated record
GAGAGCUGUAGUUCUGUAGCUUUGGAUUCUAAGGAUGAAGUGAACCCUGUUUAUUCAGCUCUCUAAGGCAUAUCGUUACAUUAUCUAAAGCUCACUAUACGAUCGCGCGGCCAUCUGGUGGCCGUCCAAAUAAUACCUUAUAAUCCUAAUCCCCUCUUGAGUAAAUCAAUUUGAUUACCACUAAUAGGAAGAAGAUCUAUUCCGAGUUUUACUCGACGAAGAUAUCCCCCUUCAUAGCAGCAAACGCCAUUAGUACCUCUAUCAUGUCGAGCACCACUCCUAUAGGGUAAGACCCGUUUCAAGGAACCAAGUUACCCCGCUCUCCCAUUACUCAACUUCAUAUGGAGCCAGAGCAAGCCGAGGGACUUCCACUCCUCGGAGAAGGUGUCAACACUGGUAGCAGAGAAAAAGGCAAGGGUCGAGAUACCAUGCCGCAACCGCCCGCCGAAGAUAAAUUUGAAACUCUCAGAUUGCUACAACCACUCGCUGCAUCAGUGCAGGAGCUUCAUGGCCGCAUCUCUGAUCUCGAGGUCGGGGCGACAGCGAGCAGGCACUCCUCAAGCCCAGCUUUGCAACCUUAAGACGCACCUGACGAGGUGCGCGGACACAGCCGUCCUGAGGUCCUCAUUCCAUCUAUCGAGCGCGGUUCCAACCCCUCCGAAAAACUGAAGAAACCACGCCACAGGCGCAGGAAUAACCAAAAAGACAACCUUCGGAAUCUAUAUCGAGCAACGAUGACCGCCUAAAGGGGACCCGCUUUGGGCAGGAGACUCACUCACCCCGACGUUCGUCGCAGCGCCGCUCCACUACGGCAGCGACGGGUCGUCCCUACUUACUUCCCCAAGCCCACCAAUCUUACAUCGAAAUUGAACGAUGGGAUGGAGCCUAAAGCCAACUUAUGGUUACUAUUGGUUUCAGAGCGGUUGGAGCUUUACGAAAGCUCGCUCACCUCCGAAUCGCAAAGACGAUCUUACGUAGUAGACCAGACAGAAGGGGAAACUCAAGAGCACAUCCUUGCAUUGUACAUGCAAAUACCCAAGUUGACUGGCCAAGAGCUAGCUUAUCAACUUGCCGCCAUCUACCGUAACCCCGCAGAGGUAGAUCACGCUCGCACCGAAUAUGAGCACUGGGUGAUGCCCAAUACGACCCAACGAGGUAAUUUUAUAGUAUGGUACCGGAAAUUCCGACUACUGACUACCCAAGCCGAGGUUACGAAUCAACAAACCCUUCUCCGAGAUCUGGAUAGAAAGAUUUCGGACUUCUUGGCUCGGGCCGUAGCACUUCACCACAAACCUUGCACCACUGUCGGCGCACUAGCUGAUAAGCUCACCGAAAUUGACGAACUUGAGGUUUCGAUUCGAGAGCGCAACCGCUAUAGGCCAGCUAGAGAGGUCGCAAAGAAACCAGGUGCAAGUUCGAAUUCGCACCAAUUGACAAGUAACAUCCCUCGCUCGGGAACCGAAACCCCCUCACCAGAUCAAAGUUUACAUCGAUCAUAAAGCACUUGAAUAUGUCAUGUCUACAAAGUCAUUGAAUGCUCGGCAAGCACGGUGGGCAGAGGCCCUGGCUAACUACAACUUUCUUAUUAUGUACCGCUCUGGUAAAGACAACUUUCUCGCCGAUGCACUCACCCGUCACACCGACGAAUUGGAUCCGCAGAACCAUACGGAAAAGAACCGCCUUCAGCAGUUGAUCAAGAAUGAUCGAAUUGACACCCAGAUUCUAAGCGAAACCCUACGAAUGCAUCACUCAGACGAAAUCUCGAUUGCCAAUAUAGAUAUAUAAGGGCUGUUGCACCUAGAUUCAAUUUGAUCAAUCGUAUCAUUGAAGCAAAUAAGACCUCGAACAGCCUCUCAGCAUUGAGAACGCAAGCUGCCCAAGGUCAUAAACAUAUAUCUCUUCUGAAGGGUUUGCUAUUAUAUGAGAACCGCCUGAUGGUGCCGGACGUUGACAACCUACGGACUUACCUAAUUCGAAAGAUUUAUAAUUCUGUAUCGACAGCUCACCCUGGAGUAGGCAAGACCUACCUCUCAAUGUCUGAAUAGUUCUAUUGGCCGAGAAUGUAGGGAACAAUUGCUCAAUACUUAUGAAACUGUCAUACCUGCAAGCGCAGCGCCAUACUGCACGAUCGAAACCCUAGCUUUCUACAUCCUCUUCCUACCCUCACUCGAGCAUAACAAUACGUCACUAUGGAUUAUUGUAGCUUCAAUAAAGACAAGCACGGAUAUGAUAAUAUAUUCGUCACCAUCGACCGACUUACUAAGCAAGCAACCUCCAUGCCUUAUUACAAGACAAUUGAUGCUCGAGAAGAAAGCACCAAAAACCCUAUUAUUUAGAUUCUCGUAGCUUAAUAGCGAUACAGAUCUCACCUAGUAUCUUACUUCGGACCUUAAAACGUCACCGCACCUUCUGCGAGAUUUCCAUCUGGAAAACCCUACGAAACCUGGCCCUCCUAACCAAUUACUCAGCUGGAUAAAGCUCGCCUAUGAAACAAAGAGAUAAAGAAACGUUUCUAGCCUCAAGCCCACUCUGAAUUCAUCGAAUAAAAGAGUAAAAUCUGAAAGAAUCACACCCCAGGCCGGCUCGGCAUAUUCUAACCAUUUUGAAUCAAUCAGAUCAAUUGAACAUAGUCGAUUACAUUAACCCCGUCACGCCGUCACACCGCCAUGGUAGCCAACUCGGUUGCCUUGAUCAAAUUGGUCAAAUUGGCCAAUUGAUCUGGUCGAUUUGACGCAUUUGGUCAAUUUCUAGUAAAUUGCCCAAGACAACCACCACGACUUAUUUCAUUAAAUCUGAAUUGAGAGAUCGAUUCAGAAUUAGUAGAAGUAGCCUUUCCAGCUUAGGUAGUGUAAAUAAAGAAGCUCGAGGGCGAGCUCUUCCGAAGGGGAGGGUAGUGUCACGAGUCACCCACAUUCAGGUAAAUCACGUGGGAUAACGAAGAAGCUGAUGGUCCGUUCGCACGCGAUCGGAUUUAGGUGAUUUACUAUGGGAAAAAGGUGGUGGUAAGAUCGAAUAAGAACGCAGCCGAAGCCGCUCCGUUAGUGUGCGAGAACAUGUAUAUAAAGGGCCUCCCCGAGAGCUGUAGCUCUGUAGCUUUAGAUUCUAAGGAUGAAGUGAACCCUAUUUAUUCAGCUCUUUAAGAUAUAGCGUCACACUUUUCAAACUCAUAAUCCUGAUGAGUCUUACCGCUUGUGUGUAUACUUUUCUUAUACAAGCCGAAGUUAGAGUAAGGUUUAUAAUAAUAUCGAAAAACCGAACAACGUUAUUAAGUCAAUUAAGGAAAAUCUAAAUAAAUUCUUCGAUUUUAUUUACCCAGCAGCUGUAUUUAUCGCAAACUUGGCCAGUGGGACACAGUAGGAGUCGGUGGAACAACAGAGAACGAAGGUCCACAUGGGGGAAUUGGGUUUUAUUACAAUGUAGAGCUUCUUGCUCAAUACAACCAUUAGUUUCAUACUAUAUUUAUAAGAAUUACAACCAGUUCCA